Molecule: messenger RNA, 1115 nt
Organism: Stylophora pistillata
Lineage: Eukaryota; Metazoa; Cnidaria; Anthozoa; Scleractinia; Pocilloporidae
Molecular function (GO): ATP hydrolysis activity
Source: RefSeq, a predicted model, not a curated record
AUUUAGCUAACAAGCUAUUGAUAACAGAGGUUGAUUUUUUUGGGUCGCAUUUAGACUUUUACCGCGAUAUUGCAGAGAGCUACAGACAAAUGUUCAUCUUUAUGUCUGGCAUACUGGGUGAGGAUGCUGGUCUUCUUUUUGAACAGAUUGGUAAGGAGCUAAAGGAAACAAAGUGGGACUGGCACUUGUGCUUUGAAGUAUAUGCCACUUUCUUUGUUGAAUGUUUUAAUGAGAGUAGAAAUGAUGAACAAGUGGCAAUAGCUCUUUCCUCCUUUAUUCCAUUUCCACAGACCAUGACCUUUGACUUAUCAGAUGAGGACUUAUCAACAGGCGUUUCCAUUGUUUUAAAAGCCUGUGGGAGUUUUUCACAGUUGCAACUUCCUGUUCAUCUUGCACUAGAGUGUUCUAGGGUGGGUGGUUGUGACCACCUAGAUGAUGACGCACUAGCUGACAUCAUAGCAUCCAACACACAGCUACAAACACUUUCCUUUUCUGGUUGUGUUUUAGAAGAGAUUAGAGCUCUUUUGUGUAAAGCACUCACAGUAGACUCUACUUUACAUUCCUUUACACUUGAGAUAACUGAAUGGAUUUCUUCCUGGGAAGUUGAUGAUAUCAUUGAGAGCUUGGCUGAAAAUAAAACCCUAACAACUGUAACUUUAAAAUUGCCUUAUGAGGUGUUAAAGAGUCGUGUAGCCAUGCUUGGCAAGGGACUAUCUGCCGAAUCGCCACUUACAUCUGUUGUACUCAAGAUUUUUGGUUCAUGGAGGGAAACUGAAGCAGAAGAUUUUAAAAAGAUUUUAUUGAACACAUCACUUACGUCUCUGAGCCUUAUUCUGUUUGGAGACGUGCAAGAUUCAGUAAUAACUUCUGUUAGUGAGGGACUUGUGGCAAAUCCUUCACUGAAGUCUCUUGCACUGACAUUUUAUGGAAAACUUAGCAACACUAGUGUGGCUUUGUUAAAGGAUGGCUUUCUAGGAAACAGGUCUUUGGAAUCUCUGGAAUUAAAAGUGUUUGGUGAGCUUCCUACAAACUGGGCAAAUAUUUCUAGGACUCUNGCCUCCCCACCAAGGGGCCUUCUCAAUAAUAAAUCUCCAGCUGACACCAUUGAUGGCUAA